Messenger RNA from Botrytis deweyae, 2377 nucleotides. RefSeq lists its product as uncharacterized. Lineage: Eukaryota; Fungi; Ascomycota; Leotiomycetes; Helotiales; Sclerotiniaceae. The transcript is spliced from 2 exons. The record is from RefSeq and is a predicted model, not a curated record. Bases 356 to 793 code for a protein of 145 amino acids.
UGGAAGGAAAGAGGGAAUGAGAAUGUGAAAGAGAUGGAAAAGAAAGAGAAACAGAAACAGAAGAAAGAAAACAUUAAACUUACUAAUACUGGAGAGAGAAGUAAGAAAGAAAAGAAAGUAGAGAGAGAACAAUCAAUUGAUGAAAUUUGGAAGGGAGUUUGGACUUGAUUUUCUAUUUCUGUUUCUCGAGACAUCUACUCACUAGGUACUUAUCGGGCAAUCGGAAAAGUCCAAGAUCUUCGGUGAAGUUUGAACCCGAGAUUUAUUUUUCUAGAGUAGAGCUUCACUAUCAAUCACCAAACGAUAAACUUUGCGACGACAUACUUAAUUGCUGAGUACCCCCGCGAGCGUCAAAAUGUCAACAUCGCAACAAGUCACCAAAUUGAAAAGAAUAGUAUGGACGGGUGCAAUUGCGUCAGUUACAGUCGUGGGCACAAUAUAUGGUGCUGGGUUGAAAACGCAGGGAGAACAAAAACAGCAAAUCCGCAAAGUCCGCGAAGCCCCAAUCACUGAACGAAUUGCCCAUCUCGAAGAACAGCGAGGAGUAUUGGUGGGUAAAAGAAUGGGGUUGCAAAAGAAAAUUGAAGAAUCACAAAUGAGGAGGAAUGGAGCAACGGUUGAAGAAAGUACUCGGGGAAUGGAGAGGAAGAGGGGAGAAAAUGUUGGUUUGACGAUGGAGGGGGAGAGAAAGACGACAAGGGUGGAUAUGGAGGAUAACUUAAGGGUGGUGGGGGUGGAGACGGAGAUUGAAGAGGGGAAGAAGGGAAGAGAGAGGAAGAGGACUUGGUGGUGAGGGGGCUGCAUGCAUGCUAAAAGAUUUGAGAUAUUCGGGAGAAGAGGCAGUCUACAUAUGCGGUAGCGAAGACUUUUGCGAUGGGGCUAUGCUUUGAUUACAAGCAUCGAUACCUCCAUGGACUCGAGGAGAGGGAGAGUAGCGAUGGUGAAUACAUUGCGCAACAGAGGAGGGAGAUAUUUGUAGUCAGGCCGGGAAAGCUGUGCUAUAGGCGCGGCGGCACAGGAAUUGCGUGUCGUCAUCGAGAAAAGAAGGGAAGGAGACUUGGCGGCAGAAAUUCGAGAUAAGCAGCCUGCAUCAUAAACGUGAAAGAAUGCAAGAAGACUCUCGCCUCGAUCACCGUAAAAGCGACCACCUGAAACUUUCCUGGCCGACUCACCACCCUGUAUGAACCAAACACUUUGCACUCUCAAGCAUAGGGAGAUGAGCUUUGAAAUUGGGGUCGAAAUACCUUUAUAAUUGGGGAAAUUUACUCGACAGAACACCUGGAUUGGAUACAAGCCAUUAUCGCAUAUCAGCUCUGAUAGAUGGCAAACAUGAAUUUUAUAUUGAGCAACUUCAAUUUUCCGAGUACUCAUAAGGAGGAUGUAGAUAUUAUUACACAGCUAAUAAUACCUCCCGCAACAAUAUCAUCAGAUGAUUUGUAUGUCAAUGAAACACUAAGACGAUGCGAAGCUGCUUUCACAAAUAUAUCGUCUCAGAUGAUCAAUAAGUUGUUUGCAAGUGUGUUCCUAAGAUUGUACAUGCACAUGCUAUACGAUAGUCUGAGCAGUUCUAUCGCAGUUCCUGGCAUCUUUUUUACAGCAAGUAGCUCAUUCAAAGUGCAUUUCUCAUUUUCAUGUACGUGAGUGAUGUUAUGGGCUAAGUAGACUCAUCAUUAUCAUACUUAGCAUACAUAUCUUGAAAUAAGACACUGAUACAAUGGGUUUAUAUAUUUUCAACGUGUCUAUCGAACCUUUGUCAUUUUGUAAUGUAUGUAUUAUUCAAGCAUAGCAUCACUGCUAUAGUUUUUGGUAGAGUUCUCUACCUGUCCAUGUCCGAUAUCAAGAAGAAUCCGUCCAUUUGCUUGAUAUCCUCCCUUUAUAACUUAGUCUCAGGGCUAUCUCCACAACCUGCCACAUGUCUCAUGGCAAAAAUGCGAGAACAAAACGUUGAUAAUAACAAGUGACAUUCUAUAAUCUCCUCAUAUCCUGCUUUCUUACCGAGUGGUCUAUCACUUCCAUCACAUCAUGUCUAUCAAUCGUCCGUCACGAUGCGGGGAAUCCUAGUCGUGGAGUCACAUGCUGAAGAUGGGAUACUGUUGAAUACACAAGAUGUUCGACUCCAAUAAGCGAAGGAAACCAUACUGUAGGUUAUUACUCCAAGUGAUGACUCAUUGAUCGUUAGAUGUGAACGCACAAUGGUCUGUAAACCAGAAGUUUGGUGACUAUACCUAGCAGAAUUUUGCGCGAGGUAAUAUCAAGGUGACGUGUGUAUUCUAUAUUGUGUUGCGCAGCGACAUGAGACGUGUCAAAAUACGCUGGAAUUGACGGGACUUGUAAUACAUGGAAAGCGGAAUGAUGCUGAGCUUGGAAAUGUGGGAAA